Messenger RNA from Oldenlandia corymbosa var. corymbosa, 792 nucleotides. Lineage: Eukaryota; Viridiplantae; Streptophyta; Magnoliopsida; Gentianales; Rubiaceae. The record is from the annotation of a GenBank genome assembly.
AUGGUGGUGGAUACUAGAGAAACAUUCGAAGAUUAUGAUAUCUUCGAAAGUUGUUUGAACAUCCUUUGUCAUGAUCGGGUAUUUAAAGUGAGAAAGAUUAAUGACAUUGACCUAUUGCUAAGGAGAUUAAAGAGGAAUCAACCCUCGAUUGUCAUUGCUCGUGAAUCCAAUCAUUUUUUGCUAGCUCAACUCCUAAAGUCUAUUGACACUGAUGAUAAUGGUGAUGUUGUGUACUACGAUGCAGAGUUUCUUAUUGCUGGAUAUAACAUUGUUGAUGGGCUACAAGUAUUCGGAAUUGCUUGUAACGACCAUGGUGUUCCGGCUUCCUUUAAAAACUUCAAAGUAGGGAUGAUAGGAAGUGGAUCAGAUGUUUUACAACCCGUAGUGGAGAAACUUUAUGAAGAUUUCUCAAAAAAUAAUACUAAAAAGGUGAAGAAGGAACCCAUUGUAGCCUCUUCAGGAUUUCUUCGCCGCGUUGUUUGUCAAGCGAGUUGUAAUGACCCCUUCUUUGGGGAAAGAGUUAAAGGCUAUCAUAUCGGGCCAGCUAGUAGCGCUGAUGAAAUUUUUGAAGAUGAAGUCAGCAACAUUGAAAAACUUAAUGAGGAGUUUUACAAGAGAGGAAUGCCUGCUAUCAUUAAGAAUGUUGAAAAUCUCAAUGAUGCAUUGGAGAAAGUGGUCUUGGAAGAUGGGCCUCUGCCUCCUUGGAUUUCAUUUAAAGCUUGGGUUGACUAUCUGAAACUCAAUGGUCUGAAGAUGCAAAGACAGUAUGUAGAUGGGGCAGAUUUCAUUUGA